CGAUGCUGGUGACAAAGUUCCUCCUCUCGCCUGCGGGCCGUAAGAAGCUCUGAUUCAUCUUUUCUGGCGCUUUGAUUCGUCCCGCUGAGACCGACGGAAGUCGACAUGUCUUCAGGUUUCGGGCUCGGAUUCGGUCUGGAGAAGCGGGGUUCGCGUGAAACCGUUCUGUAGAACAUCAAACGCCGCCGCCGCCGCCUCGGAGCUGCUUUCAGACGCGCCGUCGCUCAUUUCUCAGCGUUUCUAAGCCAUGGCCUUCUUUGUGAAGAAGAAGAAAUUCAAGUUCCAGACGCAGCUGACCCUGGAGGAGCUGACCGCCGUGCCUUUUGUCAACGGGGUUCUGUUCUGCAAGCUGCGGCUGCUGGACGGAGACUUUGUGGCCACUUCUUCCAGGGAAGAGGUUCAGGAGAACUGCGUCUGCUGGAGGAAGAGGUUCACCUUUGUGUCUAAAAUGAGUGCCAACCCCCACACUGGAGUUCUGGACCCGUCUGUCUGCAGGGUGUCGGUCAGAAAGGAACUCAAAGGAGGAAAAGCGUACAUGAAGCUGGGCUUCACAGACCUCAACAUGGCGGAGUUUGCCGGUUCAGGCUCCACCAUUCGCUGCUGUCUGCUGGAGGGAUACGACACCAAGAACACGCGGCAGGACAACUCCAUCCUGAAGGUGAUCAUUGGAAUGACUCUUUUGUCUGGAGAUCCCUGUUUCAAGAGGCCUCCAAGCACAGCAAAGUCCAUCUCUGUCCCCGGACAGGAGCACGCCCUGCAGCUGGACUGUAAGGGGGAGGGAACGGCCGAACCCGGACCGGCCGUGGGGGUUUCUCUGGGGCGGGCCCCAAAGCCUCGGCCUUCCAUCAUCAGCUCGGGUUUGCUGGAUGAGACAGAGGGGAACCAGAACCAGUCCUCUUCCACAGAAGCGUUCCAGUCCGGUCACUCUCGGAACUCCAGUUACGCCAGCCAGCACAGCAAAAUCUCAGGCUACAGCACGGAGCACUCCUGCUCGUCCAGCCUGUCGGACCUCACGCACCGCAGGAAUACCUCAACAGGAAGCAGCGCCUCUGGGGGUCUGGGGUUCACCGCUGACCCUCCACUUGAAGGCGAGAAGGACGCUGGACGUCCGGAAAGGCCGCCCCGGCCCCCGCGGCCCGCUCUGCCCCCAAACAGGCCUCCCAGGAGGAAGCAGGAGGCCGUGGAGAAUCGCCCGUCCUGGGUGAACGACACCCGCAUGGAUGCAGACGACAUCGUGGAGAAGAUCGUCCAAAGUCAGAACUUUGCAGACAUUAACAACUCGGAAGACAGUAACCUGCGGCUGUUCGUCAGCAGAGACGGGACCACGGCGCUCAGCGGCAUCCGGCUGGGAAACAGGGUUCCCGCCGGCGGAUACGAGCCUGUGGUCAUCGAGAGCCACUGAGGCGCCGGCCCCUUCACCUGCAGAUCAUCCGCUCUUAUGUCUCCGGUUGUUCUUUGGCUUCAGCUGGUCUGGCGCCCGAAGAGGGAAACCUGUCCAUUUGCACUUUAUGUGAAGCCGAUCGCCAAGCUCCGCCCAUCUGUGAGCUCCGCACAUCUGAGCUCCGCUGAUCUCUGAGCUCCGCCCAUCUGAGCUCUACUGAUCUGCGAGCUCCGCCCAUCUGAGCUCUGCUGAUCUCUGAGCUCCGCCCAUCUGAGCUCUGCUGAUCUCUGAGCUCUGCUGAUCUCUGAGCUCCGCCCAUCUGAGCUCUGCUGGUCGGCGCUCAUGUGUCUGUUAUUUUUAAGGGCCGCUCCACAUAGAAGCACAAAAAUCUCCUCUUUCUUUUUUUAGAUUUCAGAAAGCCUCAAGUUUCAGGAUUUCUUUCUGCUGGAGGCUCUGCCACUCGUGUCCCAGAAAUGUCCAAAUAAAAUGAAUGAAAGCAGCUCUUCCAUCUCACCUUUGGGUCUUCCUGUCGCCAAAGCCUUCCUCCUGUUGGAGCAGACCGUUAGGACUUUGGGUGAGGGCUGCGGUGCGGCUCGGUUCCUUGGGGUCGGGACAGAGGAGGUUCAGCACCAACACUUCUAAACGUCACUCCGCUUCGUCCUCACAGCUCGUCUCCUCUGACGCCUUUCACUGACCCCGUCCCUCCUCACCUUUGUCAUCCUGAGUCCUGACGCCAAUGUUGGCUUGAAGCUGAAUUUCGUCCCGCGUCAGCUGGGAUGUGGCCCGGGCUAGGUCCCUGCAGCUGGGGGGGGGGACACAUUGAUGAUGAGGACUUCAGUUCAUGUUCUGUCAGAUGUCAUGUUCUGGAUUGAAUGUUUAGACACUGUUUCUCCAUUGGUCCAGCCAGCUGUGGACCCAAAGUUUAGGACGUGAAAAUGUUCCCCUUUCAUCCAAACUGACUCAAGCCCCUCCCAGCAGUGCAUGUGUUGCACGGCAACAGAGCUGGGAUCACACUGGAUGUGGUCAGCACUUAAGGAAACCACUGAACAGAAACUGCUGUUUCUCCUCGGCAGAACCUCUCCAUGCCUGCAGAGUUUCUCUGGAAGGAGCAUGAAGCACGAUGACGGUUGUGAUGACAGAGUGCUGAAGAUGAAGAGAAAUGUUCCCACUUUUUGGUGGAACACAGGGUUCUGCUAAAGUUCUGCACUCUAACUGCUCCUCUGCUGCCCCCUGGUGGUCAUGAUUGUAUUUUUUCCAGUCUAGAUCCCCCCCCCCAGCUCUCUCUCAGGCUCUUGUGAUAGAUGUCAAACGUUUUAGUUUAGUUUUUUUUAGAAGAAGGCUGGUUUUCUGCAGGACAGUAGCGAGCAGAAGUCGUGUUCCUGCAUUGCAGCCUCUUCAUCGUGUUUGGAUGUUUUAGUGAAUCUGCUGUCUUCAGCUCAUGACACACAAGUUACUUCACACUUUUUUUCCCUAAUUCAUCACAUUAAAGUCACUUUUGGGGAUGAACCACUGAAAGCUAACACAAUAUUUGGGUUUACGUCACCAUGGCAACAUCUUUUCUUUUAAAGCAUUUAAUAUUUUAAGCCUUUUUGUUGGAGGUUGUUAUAAGCUAUGCACAAAAGUCGCCCCAGAGCUUUUUUUCUUUUAGGGAUUCUAACAAAUUUUAUUGUAACAAAACUUGUUUGACCUAAAUGUAUAGAAGAUUGAGAUGGAACUGAGCUUCCUGUCUCCAAACACUUUAGGCACAAUAUGUUUCUGUAUUUUACUGCAGAAAUGACUAAUAAACCAUGAAAGCAUACGUUGAA
Oryzias latipes (Japanese medaka) is the source of this 3186-nucleotide messenger RNA. It is a transcript of the gene eeig1a, whose product is annotated as estrogen-induced osteoclastogenesis regulator 1a. The record is from RefSeq and is a predicted model, not a curated record. NCBI's taxonomy places the organism in Eukaryota, Metazoa, Chordata, Actinopteri, Beloniformes, Adrianichthyidae.